GAUUCAUAUGAAAUAUCAUCCUUCCUGUUUCAAAUGCAUAUAAGACACAAGAUAAACGAAUGUUACAUUCUACAAAAGUUUUACUGGUGUUGAAAACUAAAGGUUUUUCAAGAUCAGACGCAGCAAUGAAGCUCGCAAUCUUGAUUUUAUUUAUGAUUUCGGCAUCCAAGGCUAGACCUCCAUCUGAUUAUUGCCAUGAUAUUGCCAGAGGAACCGAGAGAGAAGAUGUCGAUCCUUUGGAUGUUAAUGAAUGCACAACUUGUGACAAAUACGUUCGCCUGGAGGGUCAAACUGCAACACCAUACGGUCCACCGGAACUUGACGAUGAAAAUCAAUUGGGAAAUCAGAUAACGUUUGAUUUGACAAAUCUUGAGGUUGUAUCAAGUAUAAAGAUUCAAAGAGAUUGUUCUUCUGAAUUUGAAAUUCUUUUCAAAUUGCUUUCUGGAUCAUUUGUGCCCUUCAAUGAUGGGGACGGAAACCCUAUGGUAUUUGACGGCAUCAGCGACACGUAUGGCAUGCAAAAAAUUGAACUCCCGAUCUACGUCGAAACAACAGCAAUUCAAGUGAAAGUAUUAGAUAGCAAUGGCCUCCCUAUUAAUGAUAUUCAAGUUUAUGGUUGUGGAGACGAAGAAAUUACAAAUGAUGACGAUUCAACUGCAGGAGCUCAUGAUGAUUCAAUAUUUGAGAUUUUUGAAUUAAUUAGACAAAUUUUCUGGUCUACUAAACCUGUCACCGAAUGUGAAGAAAAAUGCACAUAUUUCAAGCCACAUUCCUGUGAAUGCGAUCUAGAAAAAGAAAACCAGUAUGGGGAUCUCUAUGAAGGGGAUAUAAAGAGAACUCGGGAAACAGCAGAAAGUCUAAAUUAUGCAUUGGGAAUUGGUAAUUCACAAAGACAAAGAGGAGCUGCGAGAGGAAUGAGAGAUUGGAAAAACUUCAAACAAGGAAAUAGAUACAAAAUACCAUAUAAAAUUGAAACAACCUUGGGUAGCAAAGCAAGGAAUGCCAUUGCGGCUGCAAUCAAAGAAUUUCAAGAAAAAACUUGUAUUGAUCUCGUACCAGAAACAGACCCCAACCGGGAGAAAAUAGUUUUUGUCGGAAGAAAAGGAUGUUGGUCUCCAGUUGGUAAAAGUUCGAGACAAAAUACGGUGUCGAUAGGACCUGGAUGUGAAUACAAAGGAACUGUCGUUCAUGAGAUUAUGCAUUCGAUCGGUUUCUGGCAUGAGCAGAGUCGAAAUGAUAGAGAUAAAUUUGUUAAAAUUGUUUGGGAUAAUAUAAGCGAAGGACUGAAAUACAACUUCAAUAAGCAGGCAGCUAACAAGAUCAACUCUAUGGGAUCGCCUUACGACAAAAAAUCCAUUAUGCAUUACGGAGGAUAUGCUUUUGCAAUAAACAGAAGGAAACCAACCAUAUUAGACUUGUCUACUGGCCAAGCAGUGAGAGCACAGAGAGAGGCCAUGUCGGUGGAAGAUGCUAAGCAAAUCAACAGUUUGUACCCAUGUAAUGCAGAACCAACAAAACCGAAACCAAAACCGAAACCAAAGCCGAAACCGGUUUCAUCUUGUAAAGAUAGAGCUAGCAAUUGCAGUGAACUUACGAAUUACUGCAGUUAUGCUAUGGUGAAGAGGUACUGCCGUAAAACAUGCGAAAUUUGCUAAAAGAGUGACAUUAUCACAUCAAGCGAUUAUUUACGGAUGACUUUUUGGUUUAUAAAUCUAUCGUCCUGUAACCAACUUUUUAAAAAUUUAGUUAAAUAUUAAUAUUAUUUUGUUCUUUAGUCUAUUAUAAAACUUUUAUUACAUGUAUAGAAAUGAAACCUACGAAGUAUAAGUUUUAAUCGGGUUGAUCCACACCAUAACCAAAACGAUUGCUUGAUGUUAUAUAAUCACCAACAAUGACGGAUGGACUGGAUAACGAUAACGAAAUUUUCUAUCUUAUGAAGUAAUUUUAUUAUUUUUGCUUCUGUAAAAUAUUUCCAAUCAUAAACUCAUUAAGAGUAGAUGAUGGUUUGUUCUAUUCUGACCCUAUAUAUAUUCAAUAUAGGAGGAUUAUCGAGUUUAAUUUUAUCGCCGUAUAUUUAAUAACAUUGCUAUAUUCAAAAUUAUCCAAAUUUAAGAUUUUCAUCUCAAUUCAACGUCAAACAAAGCGAUACUUUGUAAUAUAUCAAUAAGGGCAUAUUGAAUGUCAUAUUAUGAUUAAUGAGAUUCAACUGUCAUAAACUCAUCUUCAGUGUGAAUAAAACAUAACAAAUAUUGGA
This is a messenger RNA of Styela clava, 2254 nucleotides long. RefSeq lists its product as uncharacterized. Gene Ontology annotation, biological process: proteolysis. NCBI's taxonomy places the organism in Eukaryota, Metazoa, Chordata, Ascidiacea, Stolidobranchia, Styelidae. Gene Ontology annotation, molecular function: metalloendopeptidase activity; zinc ion binding. The record is from RefSeq and is a predicted model, not a curated record.